GAUGGGCCUCUAAAUGCUUCAACAGUUCCAUCUUUUCUUCAAUCUUUGGGCUUCAAAAGAGUUUCUUGAAAUGCUUCAAAAGCUCCAUUUUUUUUUUUUUGUCAUUUUGUGCUGAAAAGUGUCAAACUUUUUAAUGCAGUACAUCAAGAAUCCUGGUGGUAAGCUGCUUAGGUUGUGAGUUCGAGUCAGCAAAGGAGCGAAAAAAAGGCGGGAGCUCCCAGGGGAGGGUUAAAGAAAAUGCCAAAUCUUGGAGUUGAUAAUGCUGACACUGAGGCAAAUGGUAGUGGCAGGAAUGGUGAGUUCCGCCGCCACCGUAGGCGUCGACGACGCCGGCAGCCAUCCAUGGCUGCUAGCAGUGAGACAACAACAACUGAUGGGAGUUUACAUUUCACUGAUUCUGACUCUGAUCAGUCUUGGCAUUCACCUUUAGGCUCUAUGGAUGGCAUUUCAAUAAGGGAAAAUUACAGCUCAAUACCUUUAGUAAAUUGUGAGCAGCCAAAGAGGGACAAGCAAAGGGGGACUAUUUCUUUGUCUGAUGAAGAGAUUGAUUUGGAGAGUGGUGAAUUGGAGAUGUUGAAGUUGCAUAAUAAAGAAGAGAGGGAUUGUAGGAUUUGUCAUUUGAGUUUGUUGAAAAGUGGAGGGAUUAGUAGUAGUGGUGGAGACCAAGUACAAGAGAGUAAUUCAGUAGGGAUGGCUAUUGAAUUGGGAUGUUCUUGCAAAGGUGAUUUAGGUGCUGCUCACAAGCAAUGUGCUGAGACUUGGUUCAAAACCAAGGGAAACACAAUUUGUGAAAUUUGUGGUACCAUUGCACUGAACGUUGCUGGAGAGCAAACAAAUGAUGCCAAUAACUCUACAGUAGGCACUCUUGCAGCAUCCACAGCACCUGUAUCCCUUUCUGAAACCCAAGGCUUUUGGCAUGGUCGCCGUGUCAUGAAUUUCCUACUUGCAUCCAUGGUUUUCGCCUUUGUCAUCUCGUGGCUUUUUCACUUCGAUAUAUUGCCCUAGAUGUUACAGAAGAUCGUCCUGUCAGAAAUAACGUGUUCUGUAUUGUGAGAAUCAACAUAAAUUAACUCGCUUUUACGUUGGCUGUCAACCUACCGCAACUUUGCUCCUUUAUCCAAGCUUUGGACUUGGAGAAAUGUUUUGUUAACUCGUAAAACAUCAACAGCUCCAACCCCGGCAAUUUCUGAUGUCGAGCUACAUCUAGGUAGAGGAAUAUUCAGAUAUUAUCUUAGUUACACGAGUUUAUAAAGGUGAUGUGGUAUCUAGUAAUUCAGAGGGCAGAGCGUGAUUUGAAGUUUAUGCGUUCUGAAUCUUAAUCUUUUUAAGUUACUGGUUCUGAUUCAAUAAUUUGUAUAUAUCCAGAGAAUUUUUAAGACAAAUAGAGGGUGUGAACCAAAGCUACUGGGUUCAGUCAAACCCCUAGCUGACACUCUAGCUCCGCUCCUGUCCAAUAUAAGCCAUGCUAUAAACAUGUCCACUUUAUAUAGGGGAUUCAGAGAUUAAGUUCUCGAUCUUGUUUGCGAUGAUGAUUGUUGGCUAGAAUAGAAAGUUUUGUUCAUCAAACACCUUGAUGAAUUUAAAGUUCUUCCUAGCUAGUGUACCUAUGUAAGUAUGUAUAGAAGUAGCAUUCUGUUGUAUAUCAUCCUUGAAAUUUUUGUACAAAUAUCUCAUGGCUCUUAGUUGAAUUGUAGCUUAUGUUAAUCACA
Lycium ferocissimum is the source of this 1709-nucleotide messenger RNA. RefSeq lists its product as uncharacterized. The record is from RefSeq and is a predicted model, not a curated record. NCBI's taxonomy places the organism in Eukaryota, Viridiplantae, Streptophyta, Magnoliopsida, Solanales, Solanaceae. The transcript has 4 exons. Bases 238 to 1005 code for a protein of 255 amino acids. Gene Ontology annotation, molecular function: zinc ion binding.